GUGGGGCUUUUACAAUUAGGUAGGGCUUGUUUCUGAGAAUACACAACACAGCCAGCGAAAUGGAGUAAAGUCAACUGUUCUUAUUCGGACUCAAAAGGGAUAACAAGAGGAAAUCGGUGCCUCUUGGAGGACCGUAAACAAACAGGAUAUCAAACGUUCUCCCGCGUCGUCAGUCUGUCGAAUGCACAGAUCUCAGCUGCGGCUUGUGCUGAUUGAGGAGCAGAAACGUUUGAUGGUUACAACUUUACGGAGGAAGUCACUGACGGGCAGCAAAUAUUACCAAGUUAUAUGUACUUAGGUUCUUCGUUUAUAUUUCAUUGCCUGUUCGUCAGCUAGUUGGCAAGCUGUUGAUCGCAAAAAAAAAUCAACUUAUAGUUGAAGACUCGGUCGCGAGAGACCGUGGACGGUUACCAAGCUAAGAUUAUCUUAACUAGCCCAUUUCCUCCAACACCCCCUCCCCCAUGAUAGCUAGCUAGCAAGCCACUGUCUCCAUAUCAGAGCCCACACACUGGGGUGAAAUAAAUGACUAUGGCUAAUUUUGUGCGGUUUCGUUGGUCUCUUGUGAAAUAACAUGGAUUUGGCUGAAGAUCAGGAUUCGUUACCUAACUGAGAUGGCGAGCUAGCGAACUGGAUGAGUGGGUUUUGUGUCGUUGCGAUAAAGCGGUUGUGUUAGCUAGCGCUAGUUUGUUACCUAUGCUUCGUAAAUUAACUAGCUCAAAUUCAUCUAACGUUACUGGCUAACUCGCUACCAAGUAGCACCGGUUUCCACAGCAGCUAGUAAUAACACUUCUCCCUUGUCGACCACGUACAUUGAGAAUCUAGCUGGCUGAUUUCGUGGCUGAAUUUACAGUUUAAAUGUGGCAUCUAACGUAAAGUUAGUGCCAACAACUGAAUGCUUGUUAUCUAAGUUCGAUAGUUGUCGCCAACGUUAGUUAGCUAAAGUAGAUUUUAGUCGGGUAUUGUUUUUGCGUGCUGGAUAUUCAGCUGGCGACCUACAUCUGUGUGGUUUGAUUGACAUCCUCUUUCUGAUAUCGCUGUGUAGGAUCCUAUGCCAUUACGAAUUGUUUAGGUUUUUCAUGUUGGUGAAUAUGUUUGAACCUGAACCUCACUACUGUAUUCGCUAGUAUCUGGACCAUUCAUUCGUCAGGCGAGCUGGCUUGCUCUUGUUAAUUUCAGCUUUCUACCCCUGUCAUCGUUAUUUCACGAGGAUGUCUUUAUCGAAUACCAAUUCGAUAGAAGUGAUACAACCCAUCUUUGUCGACGCAUAAAGUCAUGUUUUAUUUCGAAGCAGAUGCGACGAGACACAAUUAGGAAGCUUGAAGCAUACGUCUUGCUGGAGUACCACGUACCGCAAUAUUACAAUUUUAGCUUUUCAAGAAGAUACAACAAACGAUGUGGCUAGGAUCAGUGGGAAUUCACAGUUAUUAGCUCGCUGCCUUGCUAGUUCGCCACAUCUAGCAGGUGGGCCAUCUAAAAUAAGUGAAGCUCUCUGAAAUCUCUCAUCAAUCUUGUCUGGCCAUUGAAACCACUACCAUUUUUUGGUACACCAAAAAAUACCCAGAUGAUAAAUACUAUUUUUUUUUGUGUAACAAUGGUUGUGUUUUGAGCGACCGUGUGUGCCGAACCUAGAGGAAGAAAACGACACGCUUCAUUCGAUGGUCACCCCUGUCAUCCGCAUAGCUGCCUCGGUCGCCCAGGUUGGAACUAGAUUUUAAAGAUUUUCAGUGGACAUUUGCUUUAUCUUUCAAAAAAAAAUCCUUCCCACGGCUGGUGUUGUAUCGACUCGGUCGAACCAGGGUUGAAGAUGGCGGACCUCGAAGCAGUUCUCGCCGAUGUCAGCUAUUUGAUGGCGAUGGAGAAGAGCAAAUCUACUCCAGCGGCCCGAGCGAGCAAGAAAAUCAUACUGCCUGAAUCCAGUAUUCGCAGUGUGAUGCAGAAGUACCUGGAGGAAAGAGAUGAGCUGACCUUCGACAAAAUAUUCAACCAAAAGAUCGGGUUUCUGCUGUUCAAGGAUUUUUGUUUGAAUGAAAUAGAUGAGGCCGUACCACAGCUCAAGUUCUACGAAGAAAUUAAGGAUUACGAGAAGUUGGAUUCUGAAGAGGAGCGGUUGUGUCGUAGCAGACAGAUCUAUGAUGGAUACAUCAUGAAGGAACUCCUCUCCUGUUCACAUGCCUUCUCUAAGAAAGCAGUAGACCACGUUCAGACUCACCUGGCCAAGAAACAGGUGCCUCCCUCUCUCUUCCAGCCGUACAUUGUGGAGAUCUGUGACAGUCUGCGAGGGAUGAUCUUCCGCAAGUUCAUAGAGAGUGACAAGUUCACUCGUUUCUGCCAGUGGAAGAAUGUGGAGCUGAACAUCCAUUUGACGAUGAAUGACUUCAGUGUCCACCGUAUCAUUGGUCGAGGGGGUUUCGGGGAGGUGUACGGCUGCAGGAAGGCUGACACUGGCAAGAUGUAUGCCAUGAAGUGUUUGGAUAAGAAGAGGAUCAAGAUGAAGCAGGGAGAGACUCUGGCUCUGAACGAGAGAAUCAUGUUGUCCCUUGUCAGCACAGGGGACUGUCCGUUCAUAGUGUGUAUGACAUACGCCUUCCACACACCAGACAAACUCUGUUUCAUUCUGGACCUGAUGAACGGAGGGGACCUACACUACCACCUGUCCCAGCAUGGUGUGUUCAGUGAGAAGGAGAUGCGUUUCUACGCAGCAGAGAUCAUCUUGGGACUAGAACACAUGCACAACCGCUUCGUCGUCUACAGAGACCUCAAGCCUGCUAACAUCCUAUUGGAUGAGCAUGGUCAUGUGCGUAUCUCAGACCUGGGUCUGGCCUGUGACUUCUCCAAGAAGAAACCUCACGCCAGCGUUGGUACCCAUGGAUACAUGGCCCCAGAGGUGCUUCAGAAGGGGACAGCGUACGACAGCAGUGCUGACUGGUUCUCCCUGGGCUGCAUGCUCUUCAAACUGCUCAGAGGGCACAGUCCCUUCAGACAGCACAAGACCAAAGACAAACAUGAGAUUGACCGGAUGACACUCACUAUGAACGUGGAGUUGCCAGACUCGUUCUCUGUAGAGCUGAAGGGUCUAUUGGAGGGUCUGCUGCAGAGAGACGUGGUGAAAAGACUGGGCUGCCUGGGACGAGGGGCCCCAGAGGUGAAGGAGCAUCUGUUCUUCAAAGGCAUUGACUGGCAGCAAGUGUAUCUCCAGAAGUAUUCUCCCCCUCUCAUCCCUCCUAGAGGAGAGGUAAAUGCAGCAGAUGCUUUUGACAUUGGUUCCUUUGAUGAGGAGGACACCAAGGGCAUCAAGUUGUUGGACAGUGACCAGGAGUUGUAUAAGAACUUCCCGCUGGUCAUCUCAGAGCGCUGGCAGCAGGAGGUGGCUGAGACGGUGUACGAGGCGGUCAAUUCCGACACGGACAAGAACGAGGCCCGCAAGAGGGCCAAGAACAAACAGCUGGGCCACGAGGAGGACUAUGCCCUGGGGAAGGACUGUAUAAUGCACGGCUACAUGUUAAAGCUGGGGAACCCGUUCCUGACGCAGUGGCAGCGCCGAUACUUCUACCUGUUCCCCAACCGAGUGGAGUGGAGGGGAGAGGGGGAGUCACGGCAAAACCUGCUGACGAUGGAGCAGAUUGUGACGGUGGAGGAGACACAGAUUAAAGAUAAGAAGUGCAUCCUGCUGCGCAUCAAAGGAGGGAAGCAGUUUGUCUUGCAGUGUGAGAGUGACCCAGAGUUUGUCCAGUGGAAGAAGGAGCUGACCGAGGCGUUCACUGAGGCCCAGAAGCUGCUGCGUCGCGCCCCUAAGGUCAUUGGGAAGGGACGGGCUGGGGGGGUGGAGCUCUCCAAACCUCCCCUCACACACCACAACAGCAACGGCCUGUAGGCUACACACCUGCACACACACACCCCGCAUCUUAUAACCUCAUCCCCUAUGACCCCGCCCCCCCAGCCC
This is a messenger RNA of Oncorhynchus gorbuscha (pink salmon), 3940 nucleotides long. Its product is annotated as beta-adrenergic receptor kinase 2-like. Gene Ontology annotation, molecular function: G protein-coupled receptor binding; ATP binding; G protein-coupled receptor kinase activity. Gene Ontology annotation, biological process: protein phosphorylation; regulation of signal transduction; G protein-coupled receptor signaling pathway. The transcript has 21 exons. The coding region runs from base 1805 to 3871 and encodes 688 amino acids. Lineage: Eukaryota; Metazoa; Chordata; Actinopteri; Salmoniformes; Salmonidae. The record is from RefSeq and is a predicted model, not a curated record.